Vitis riparia (riverbank grape) is the source of this 1082-nucleotide messenger RNA. RefSeq names its product 5'-deoxynucleotidase HDDC2-like. NCBI's taxonomy places the organism in Eukaryota, Viridiplantae, Streptophyta, Magnoliopsida, Vitales, Vitaceae. The transcript has 8 exons. Gene Ontology annotation, cellular component: cytoplasm. The record is from RefSeq and is a predicted model, not a curated record. Bases 19 to 726 code for a protein of 235 amino acids. Gene Ontology annotation, molecular function: 5'-deoxynucleotidase activity.
AAAAAAAGAAAAAGAAAAAUGAGUGGGAGCAGCCGAGUGUUCUUGGGCGUACCCACGCUCGCUUCAUCUCAACUCAGAUUCAACUCUUUCCGUACAAUAACAAUAACAUCAACCCCGAGUUCAAGGGUUUUUGGUAUGGCUUCAGAAGCUUCUUCUUCUGCCAAUGGGGAUGGAGUCUCUGCUUCUUCUGCAAUCGAUUUUCUCACUCUCUGCCACCGCCUCAAGACGACGAAGAGAGCUGGAUGGGUGAAACGCGAGGUGAAUAAUCCGGAGUCUGUGGCUGAUCACAUGUUCCGAAUGGGAUUGAUGGCUCUCAUUGCUUCGGAUAUGACUGGUGUUGAUCGAAACAAGUGCGUAAAAAUGGCGAUUGUUCAUGAUAUUGCAGAAGCCAUUGUUGGGGACAUAACCCCUUCAGAUGGGAUUCCAAAGAUGGAGAAGAGCCGACGAGAGCGGGAAGCAUUAGACCACAUGUGCAACUUACUUGGUGAAGGAUCAAGAGCCAAGGAAAUAGCUGAGUUGUGGACAGAGUACGAGGAGAAUUCUUCAUUAGAGGCAAAGGUUGUGAAGGAUUUUGACAAGGUGGAAAUGAUACUUCAAGCCUUAGAAUAUGAAAAUGAGCAAGGGAAGGAUUUGGAUGAGUUUUUCACCUCAACCGCUGGCAAGUUCCAGACCGAAGUGGGCAAAGCUUGGGCCUCAGAAAUCGCAUCAAGAAGGAAAGAACGCUAGUUCAUCCUGGAAACCUGUUGUUGCAUUUUUUAGUUGUUGUCACACUACCAGUACUUGUUCCUGAAGAGCCAAUUCAUGGCAUGAAGGUUCGCUGAUCAAAUGCUUAGGUUUUAACGCAAUGUUAGUAUUUUAGUUCUAAUGCCAACUGCCGUCGCCCAGCAAACAAGCUAGAAAUUAAUUUGAUGAGAAGCUGAAUUUUAAUGGAAACUAAAAGUCUUGCCAUUUUUAAGGAUGUGAGGCAGAAGUUACUUUUAACGCUCAUUCCUAUGAGAAAGCCUCGUUCCUUUUUGUUAUUUGGAACCGAAAGACACGAAAAGAAAAGAAAAGGCCUUCCCUCUGAAAAGAGGACCACUUCA